AUGCCGAAGGGCUCGACUUGGUCUCUCGAAGCCUACCGCGACUUCUCACGAAUCGCCUGGGAUGUUGCUAAGUUGACGGCGGAGCAGAAGGAACAGAUCCUACACAAACUGAAUUCUGUGGGUUAUGGAUUCACUGGAGAAGCUAUGAGACAGCACUUCCAGAAGAUGAUCCGCGACGAGAAGGCCGAAUCUCAGCAGAAUGGUGCUUCCGGCUCCUCUCCCGAGGCUAAUCAACCUGCUACCAAGGGCAAGGCAGCAGCCAAACUUCGUCCUGCCCGUGGUACCCGCGCUGGCACUAAACGCAAGACUAAGGCACCGGUCUCCGACGACGAGGAGAACGACGAGAAGAAGCCCGUCAAGAAGCGUACCAAGAAAGGAAAAACUUCUUUGAAGUUGGAGGAGGAUGAUGAGCCCGUUGCUUCCCAGGAUGACAAGGACUGGGGUGAGUCUGCAGCUCAGCUUGAACAACACCAACCCAUGACUCUCUUUGGCCCCUUUCCGGUCCCCACUGCCAAUGAAGAUGACGAUGCUGAACAACCACCUCGACUAGAAGAGGAUGACAGUGGCGAGGCUUAA
Messenger RNA from Daldinia vernicosa, 576 nucleotides. RefSeq lists its product as uncharacterized. The record is from RefSeq and is a predicted model, not a curated record. NCBI's taxonomy places the organism in Eukaryota, Fungi, Ascomycota, Sordariomycetes, Xylariales, Hypoxylaceae. The coding region runs from base 1 to 576 and encodes 191 amino acids. The transcript has 3 exons.